This is a messenger RNA of Osmerus eperlanus (European smelt), 4777 nucleotides long. It is a transcript of the gene synpo2b, whose product is annotated as synaptopodin 2b. Lineage: Eukaryota; Metazoa; Chordata; Actinopteri; Osmeriformes; Osmeridae. Gene Ontology annotation, biological process: positive regulation of actin filament bundle assembly. The record is from RefSeq and is a predicted model, not a curated record. Gene Ontology annotation, molecular function: actin binding. The transcript is spliced from 2 exons. Bases 1 to 3174 code for a protein of 1057 amino acids. Gene Ontology annotation, cellular component: nucleus; Z disc; actin cytoskeleton.
AUGGAACCUGAGAUAGAGGUUCAGGAUAACAAUGGCUUAGACACUUUGUCAGGGUCUACCCGCUCCCUGGAACUCUACUUCUCCAAGUCCCAAGAUGGCUCCUACUGUGAUGAAACAAGAAGUGAUGAAGACAGUUCUUUUAACCCGGAACGCCUACAUGAAGAAAUAGACAACUCAGAAUCCCCUCAACCACUUAACUGGGAGGAUAUGCAUAUAGAGAAAUGUUCAACUAAAUACAACAAGAGUCCAAGUGAAAAUCAUGAGAAUUACACUUUUCCCCAGGAUACAUGUUGUAUUAAACCUGGGGCCGACUACCAUCCCACAACCAGCACAUCUUUACCAUCUCUACCGUCCUCAAAAUCCCCCACCUUGGACCCGGACUUAGGCCGACUUUCUCUGAGGCAGUCACCCGAUUCCUUCACCUCCUCCUUGGGAUUCCAGGUUGAGACGAACCAGACCCUGACCCGCACAACGACCACGGUGCUGACCCCGACCCCGUCUCCACCUCUAGGCCCCAAAGGGAAGCCGAGCUCUGGGACUGGGGCCAGGGGGAAUGGGAGUGUUGAAUCUCCAGAUGAAGGAGGGAGCAGAGAAGAAACACCUCCUGCUCCUGUCUCCUCUGGAAUGCCAGGCCAGGCUGCUGAGCAGGCAGAGGAGUGGGAGUCUGACAGGGAUCUGUGCAGAGCCAGCAAGCACAGGGCGAGGCGCACACGACUCAGCCACAACGAGAGUCAAACAGAGAAGUGGGUGAAGGAAGCCAAGUCUAAAUGUAAACGCAUCUCUCGUCUUCUUACUAAUGCACCGAACCCCCGAAAUAAAGGUGCACUGCUGUUUAAGAAACGGCGACAGAGGGUGAAAAAGUACACGUUUGUAAGCUACGGUACUGGACAGGAAGAGAUAGAAAGUGAAGACGGCAAAUCUGUUGGGUUGAACUUUUUGUCCCCUUGUGAUUCUGAGCUAGAGGACGACUACUCGCUUUAUUCCCAAGAUCUGGGGGUUCCGGUUUUGAAUUUGAAUCUAAACAGAGACAACUUUUUUCGGUUAGACAGAGCGCCUGACAAGAUGGAGCACCUGCCAGAAACUAAAGGCAAGGGCGUGAUGAUGUUCGCUCAACGCCGUCAAAGGAUUGAGGACCUUACGUUGGAGCACGAGGAGAUGAGAUGCAGGGGAAUACCUGUGGAAGGGGUCAUGGAGCCCGAACCAGCAGAGGUGCAGAAUACUCAUGAUAUGAGUGAAUUACCUGUUCAGUCGGCAGAGCAGCAUGCUAACCAUGCCUUCAUGGAGGCUCACACCAUGAAGCACAUGCACUAUGAAGAAAGCAAUCAACUGGAUAUGCAUGCAAGACAAGUUAUGAACAGUAUGGAAGAAGUACUGCCUAAGCCCCUUGUGCCAAAUAGAACAGCCAAGCCCUUCUCAUGUUUUAACAUCAGAGCACCUGCACCCUUUCCACCUCCUAGCUCUGUCCCCAUCCCAGUUGCAAGGAGGCCUGAGCUUAAGUUUAAGGUCCCAGUUCCUGUUAAUACAAAUCCACAGGUGUGGUCCCCGACUGGGGAUAUCAUAGCCUCCAGGGAUGAGCGCAUAUCUGUGCCUGCAUUCAAGACAGGCAUCCUUCCAGAAUCUAAAAGAAGAGGCUCAAAUAAGCAGCAUUCAAUGUCAAAUCAAGCCUCCUCCAACACUUAUCUCCAAAACAAAGGGGAGCGAAGAUCUUACAUUGAGUCAGGCCAAGAGGAAGACUAUCUUAGUCUCGGAGCAGAGGCCUGCAACUUCAUGCAACCAAGAGCUAUGAAGCUUAAGAAUCCCCCACCCGUUGCCCCAAAGCCCACCAUCAACCCAUCUUGUCCUCCAUGGUCAAAAGAUGGUCCUCCACGUGAUGCCUUUCACCCUCCCAGAAGUCCAAUUCCUAUAUCCUCCCAUGUUCCUGCUGCCUCUCCAAAACAACCGUCCUACCAACAGCAAAACAACCCUACAGUUUUGCGUCAACCAUUACUAGACCCACAGCAACUGGCCAACCCCUGGGCACGAUCUAACACUCAGGGACAGCUACAGCCGCCAAUGAACGCUUGGGCACCUGCCAACUCUCCUCUUCAGCCUCAGCCAAGUUUGAAUAGCUGGAGUCAUCAGCCACCUCGAUCCCCAGUGAGUAUUAAUGCUCCAACUUCUGCUGUGCCACACGCACCUCCAGCCUCAUGGAACAAGCCGGCUGUUAAUUCAGUAGCUUCUUGCCCAGCCAAACCGGUCAACUCCAACAUCCACUCUUCCAAGGCACCACUCACUUCAUCUAGGAGACCUUCAGAUAGAGGGUCUAGCACGGCUGUGGAUGCCCCACCAAUGAUGGGAAGAGGUGCCGAGCUUUUUGCUAAGAGGCAGUCUCGGAUGGAGAAGUUUGUGGUGGAUGCUGAUACAGUUCAAGCCAACCUGGCCAGGUCCCCUUCCCCCAUCUCUUCCCUCCCCAACACAUGGAGAUAUUCUCCCAACGUCAGAGCCCCACCUCCUGUCUCGUUCAACCCCCUCCUUGCUCCUUUUUACCCCCCGGCUGCUGCCAAGCAACCCCCUUCCACCAGCCCUAAAAUCAAGUCUAAGGCAAAAGCAAAAUCCAAACCACCACCCCCAAAGCACCUGGACACCUUAGAUGUUAUGAAACAUCAGCCCUACCAGCUGGACUCCUCACUCUUUAGAUAUGAAGCUAACACUGAGGCCAGAAGCCCUAGCCAGGCAUCCCCCAUCCCACCCUCUGAUGCUAGCCCCGCACCUACCCCAAGUCCUAUCCCUGCCCCUUCUCCUCGUCAUGCCCACAACUCGCACUCAGCCAAUCAACAAAGGAAGCCUGUAGCUUCUUCUAAGCCCAUUGCAUCGGUAAGUGUCUCAUAUCCUUUCGACCGUCAACCUGCAAGUUCAUCUGAGCCACCCCUAGCAAAUAAGCAACUGAAUAAAAAACCCACUGCCUCACCUGCUACGCAUGACCUUUCAAAAAAACUGGUUUCAGGCACCCAUUGCCCUCUACCCACAAGCAUCUCAGAUUUUUCUUCUUUUAGUGUAAGCAAACCUAUAGCGCCCUUGUCCUCUGGACCCCUUUUCACUAAAAGUGCCCUUCCAAUGGCUCCUCGGCCAAGGUUCUCUGCUAAGAAGCCGGCAGGAUCAAGUAAACAAUGGAAGCCUGUUGUACUCCAAUAUUAGUUGCAAUCCAUGGCUGCGCUUCGAUAGCAGGUUUUCAUGGUGGCAUGUCUCUCUACAUGACCUUUAAGUUUAAGUGUAAAAAAGAGAGAAUAUCAACCUGAGAUCAUCAUGAUCCAAGUUAGUAUCAAAGUUAGUAUCAAGUUAGCUCAUGAAGAAUCGGAGUGUCCUGUCCUUCUACAUACUUUACACUUUGUAAAUGUUUAAAUGAUAACAUUGCAAGGUUGGAUGGAAAAACACGGCUUAUACGAAUAUCUGAUUUUGUUAAAAUACUCAAGCAACUGCCAACCUGGGUUCCUGAGCAGAAUCCUAGACCCCAGUUGAGACAAAUUAACAACCCUAGGUGUCCCAGAAAUGCUUCACAUAUGGCUUCCAGCCACUGGCUGCCACACCUACCAACACUCCCUCCCCCCUAUCCCAUCAACCUCCCAUGCUGGCCCAGCAACCCAAGAUAAAGUUUCAUGAUUUAAUGGCUUGCGUCAAUUACUAUAAUGAAUAAUGAAUAAGUUGCUCAUUGUUUUCCCGCAAAUCUAAUAGCCAAUGUCUUAUGGCAACAGCAUGUUGCUCGUCUAUUAUUAAUAUUCAUAUGAUGUAGGAAGUUUAGGACUUAGCAAGGUUGUCAAAAGUAAUUAUUCACACUACAGGUAAGGUAAUUUAUGAUUAACUAGACUCUAAGUGCAGUACUUAAUUAGCUAAAUAUGUAUUGUUAUAUCCGAUGUUAAUAGCCUUCAUGUUCAUGUUACAUGUUUGUCUAACAACCAAGCACUGCAGAGUUAUAUUUUUGGAGGCAACAAGUGCUGAAAAAAUAGAAACUGGCAGCUAUAAUUAAGAGUAUUCUCAGGAAAAGAUAAGAUGAAAAUGUGCUAUUUGUUCACAGUUCAUCUUAAGUUUCUAUGUUAAUGCUUGAAUAUAAAUAUAAAACAAACUAUUUAUUGUUCUGGCAGGUAAGAUAAGGUCUUAAAUACCUGUUUAAGGCUUUUCUGUGCUUUUUUCCUCACUUUGUCAGCUUCUUGUUUUCUUCCUGUCUGUAUAACUGUCACAAAUGUGCUUAAAUAUUUGGGAUUUACUCUUUAAAAAGUUGCAGACCGAUCGAGCUACAUACGCAGUAUAUACAAAGGAAAAGGAGCUUUAUGUUCGAACUGAGUAUGCCUGAAGAAGAACAUAUCGUCCUUUUCACAAAGCCCUCCUAAUUUCACCUCCAGUCUCAUUCCAAACUAUAUUUGAUGGUGCAAUAGAGCUCAAGCACAUGCUAAUUGUUCCUUUUUUUGUUAAACCCACACUACUUCAAUUGUCAGUUUUUUGUCUGUUUUCUUGUCUUUGACAUGUCCCAUUACCAGUCAUGGCUAUUCACAAAGCUGACCCAAUAUGUAGCAUUUAUUUUAAUUAAAUGUUAAUGAAACUGUCAUGAAUAGCAAUACAUAAAAAUAAUUAUCAUAAUAACUGAUGCAUUUGACAAGAAUCUAAUAUUGAACCUUUUUCAAAGCAAUGUCUGCCUUUUCUCCUUUUCUUUGUUCUUUCCUUUCUUUUUCCUUUCUGUUAUGUACCCUUCUGAAUAUUGCACUUCUUGUAAUAUGCACCACUAUGCUAUUAAAUCUUCUGUACCUUU